Molecule: messenger RNA, 235 nt
Organism: Amoebophrya sp. A25
Lineage: Eukaryota; Dinophyceae; Syndiniales; Amoebophryaceae
Source: the annotation of a GenBank genome assembly
CAACAGGAAUACGACGACCGCGUGCCGCUUUACCAGCAGCAGCUGGUGAUGCAGCAGCAGCAUUUUGGGGUUGUACCUCAGGGACAUCUUGUAGCCGGAGCGCAGAAAAAGCAAUUGGUGAGAGCAGGUGGAGAGCACGGAAGACACCAGUAUCCGAGAGCGGUUCGGAAUCCCAACGUCCUAGACCGAAGACGGCAGCGCAACUCUGCACACGGUGGAGACGCGUUGUCGUCUG